ACCAACAAGAAUCUCCUGAAAAAUACGAUUUUACUUGUGCUCAAUAGGUCAGCUGCUGCGUUUACUGUUUUUACCCUACUUUUCAGCAACAGUAAUUUCGGAGUGAAUCCAUUUGUUGCAUUCAUAGGAAAAGGAUCACUGCAACUAGUUGCAUUGUAUGCGGCUCACUUUGUCGGAAACAAGUUCGGGAGACGGGUAACACAAUGUCUGGUGCUAAUGUCUACUGGUUUCUUCUGCAUCAUUCUCGUAUUCUUAACCACAGGACAUUCAACCCAGUGGAUCAUAACUGCAUUUUCGCUGGUGCUACUGUUUUGCUGCGAGUGUUCGUAUUCACUCUCAAACCUGCAGAGCUUGGAAUUACAUCCAACAAGUAUACGACAAAUAGGAAUCGCAAUUGAGUACGUCUUCGUUCAAUGCACUCUGACUGCUGCACCUCAUCUUGCUCACUUGGGGAAGACUUCUGGAAUGCAUAUCGUAUUCAGCGUGCUUGCAGCUGUGACACUGAUUAUGUCGGCUUUAAUGUCUUUUGUGCCAGAGUCAUUUAACGAGAAGCUCCCGGAGACAAAAAACGAUAUUUCACUCCUAGGAAAGAAUCAGAAGUACUGGAGCUUUCCUGCCAGAAAGUAA
Molecule: messenger RNA, 627 nt
Organism: Schistocerca piceifrons (Central American locust)
Lineage: Eukaryota; Metazoa; Arthropoda; Insecta; Orthoptera; Acrididae
Exons: 4
Coding region: 217-627 (136 amino acids)
Source: RefSeq, a predicted model, not a curated record